ACGAUGUUGUCUCUGUCUGUCUGUUUUUUUUCGUUUUUCGUAAAUUGAAUAUUUUCACUAAAGACUGGGGAGAAAAGGGAUAGGUAGCACGUAGUUCCGGAAAUCUGAAAUGUUCUUUGUGACUAGGCAAAAAUGGAUUACAGUCCUGCAACACGUAUCCAGUCUCGCUGUUGAAUGUCAGGUUUGCCUUUUUCCGGCCUCCGUUGAACGCUUACGCUGGACGACGUUUGUCCAAGUGAGGUUGCCGUACAACUUUCGCUGCAUCUGUCCUUUAGCGUAUGUUUUUCUUACGUUAACCACACUCACUUAUCAAACAAUUCUCCCCGAAUUAGAACUAAACGUCUGGACGGAAUACCUCCCAUCACUGCUUUACUGGAGUAAAAUAUCAUUAAUUACAUCUUCGCGUCUGCAUUAACUCGUCUCAGUGCAUGUCGAAGCUUCUCGGCCUAGCAUAGUUUAGCUUGCUAGCCGCUAACAAAGAGACGCGUUUGUUUACACAUCGCUGAAGAGAUUAGCUGUGAGUGUAAAGUGUUGUGAAUAUCGUGUGAAAAUGUGUGCGACCCGUGUAAAACAAGAGUACGAGGAGAAAAUGUGUCAAACAAAAGGGGAGAACGAGAGACAACAUCAACUGCAGGACGCUGUUUUCAAGAAGCCUCAAAAUGUGUCACACAGAGCAGACGUGUGUCCUGAGAUGCAGGAGCGACAGUCCCAUCACAUGAAGGAGGCGGAGGAGGAAGAGGAAGAAGAGGAGGAGGAGGAGGAGGAGGAAGAGCGCUACCACUUUAAACAGGAAGAUGAGGCAGAGCCCUCCCAGGUCAAAGAGGAGGGAGAGCUCGUCUACAUUAAAGAGGAGGAGGAGGAGGAAGAAAUCACCAAUUUGCCAUUGACGGUUGUCGUAUUGAAGAGUGAAGGCGAUGACGACGAAGGUCAAAGGGACGAGGCGCGAGGGGAUGAUCCUCCGAGCAGCAGCUCAAGUCAAUACAUAACAACAGAAGGUGAUGAAGACUUCUGCGGAGGAUCACAUGCAGACAGCCUUUUAGCUCCAUUAUCAGAUAGUGACGACAAAAUGACACGCUCGCCUGACAUUGAUGAUGGUGAUGAACAAUCUAAAGGUGAUAUGACAUGUCACACUGACAACAAACGCUGGGAGUGUUCUCAAUGUGGGAAAACAUUUUGUUCAAAGUCAGGUUUGAACCUUCACAUGAGAAUACACUCAGGGGAGAAAUCUUUUGAUUGCUCAGUUUGUGGUAAAAUAUUCCCUACACAGGCGCACUUGAGACCACACGCAAGAACACAUACUGGCGAGAAACCUUUUGCUUGCUCAAUUUGUGGUCAAAGAUUCUCUGAAAAUGGAAGCUUAAGAAGACACAUAAGAACACACACUGGGGAAAAACCUUAUACCUGCUCAGUUUGUGGUAAAGGUUUUGCGACUCAGGGAAAUUUAAGAACACACACAAGAACCCACACUGGCGAGAAGCCUUAUGCGUGCUCAUUUUGUGGUCAAAGAUUCUCUGGACAGGGAAGCUUAAGAAGACAUUCAAGAAUACACACUGGUGAGAAACUUUUUUCCUGCUCAGUUUGUGGUAAAGACUUUUCCACAAAAGGUAGUUUAAGAAGACACACAAGAGCGCACACUGGUGAGAAACCUUUUGCCUGCUCAGUUUGCGGCAUGAGAUUCAGUUGGAAGGGAUAUUUAAUAACACACAAAACAACACACACUGGCGAGAAACCUUUUGCCUGCUUAGUUUGUGGUAAAAGAUUCACAUUGAAGCCAUAUUUAGUAAGGCACACAAGAACGCACACUGGGGAGAGACCUUUUGUCUGCUCAGUUUGCGGUACAUCAUUCUCUGACACAGGAAGCUUAAGAAGACACACAAAAAUCCACACUGGGGAGAAACCCUUUGCCUGCCCAGUUUGUGGUAAAAGAUUCACUCGGAAGAGAGAUUCAAUCAGGCAUACAAGAACACACACUGGGGAGAAGCCUUUUGACUGCUCGGUUUGUGGUAAAAGAUUCUCUUGUAAGCAUCACGUUAAGACACACAAGUGUGCCGGUCAGAAAAGCAGCAGUCAAUUAAGUUUUAAAAAGACUGAAAAAACUUGACUCUUUGUGCCAAGAUGGAAGAGUGUACAGUCAAUGUAUUCCUGAAUAAAAUACUUAAAACAGUGA
This is a messenger RNA of Phyllopteryx taeniolatus (common seadragon), 2167 nucleotides long. Its product is annotated as zinc finger protein OZF-like. Bases 551 to 2101 code for a protein of 516 amino acids. The transcript has 2 exons. The record is from RefSeq and is a predicted model, not a curated record. Lineage: Eukaryota; Metazoa; Chordata; Actinopteri; Syngnathiformes; Syngnathidae.